GCGAGCUUCAUCACUCAUCAGUAGUUUUUGUUUACAUUGUUCAAAUAGAACGAUAUAUAUGUUCUUGAUAUUAAUUUGAGAGAAAACAAGUGCACAUUUUCUGUGAAAAUCGCAAACUGAAAUGGAUCAAAAAAAAAUCCGUUAAACAUUUCAUCUAAUGUGCUGCUUUUAAAUAAAAACAGUUAAACAGGGAUAUUAUGUCUUUUGAAUUUUCAGCAUCAAAGAGACAGAAAAAAGGCAGCAGGAAAAAAUCAAAUGGAAAGAAAAGUGCGAAAAAUGUUGUUGAAAAGUCGAAGCAUGAAAUUGAAAAUUUUACCAAAGAGCAGAUCACAGAACUUGAAAAAGAAAUGUUUUCAAUUAAAAUUAGUGAAAUGGAAAGGAAACUUACUAGAAAAAAACAAAUGUGCUUCCAUAUUGAAGAGAAGAAAAAUCUUUAUGAAGCUUUAUACAAAGAAAAAAAGGUACUAAAAAGAGAGAGUAUGAAGCUGUUAAAUAAUAUCUAUGAAGAAUUUGCAAAUGAAAUUUUUCUUUUAGAGCAUGAACUGCAUGCAAUGGAUUUAAAUUAUGAAGAGAUUUUAAAAGGAAAGGAAUUUUGUAUUGAUAGGAAAGAACAAGUAAAAAAGCUUUCCCAUAUAGAAUCAUUGUUAGAACAGAAACUAGCAGAAGUUGAACAAGGUGCAAAAGAUAUUGUGCAACUUAAUUCCAAAUUAGGUGCUCUUGAAGAUAGUGUUUCUAUCCAGGAGAAAAAUUUUGAAUGCUCAAGUCAAGAUUUAAUCUUUGAGUUUAAUACAUUCCUUAAGAGGAUAUUUGAAGACCUAAUCUCUGCAAUCAAUGAAAUUAUUGAAGAUACAAGCUUGAAACUUGAAUUUUUGCCUUCGUAUUAUCAGGCUUUGUUUAUGAGUGGAAAUGUGGGAACCCAUUGGCUAAAUUCUACAUUGGAGCAUUGCAAGAUGUAUUUUCUACAAAAUCAAGAAAUUAACAGACAUCUUACAAUGAACAGCAUAAAGAGAAAAAUUGAAGAGGAUUUUAGGAAAAACUUAUUGGAUAUUAGUACAUCAUUACAAGUGGAAGAAUUUAUGGGUAAUUGGGAUAAAAUGUUGAUAGUAUCAGAUGGACAACCAGCGGAAUUGCUUGAAACUGAAUUAUUUCAAAAUGUUCAAGAACAGUUCAAACAUAUUGAAUCCAAGAAAAAACUGGCUCUAUCUGAAAAUAAAAUAGAAAUACUAAUGAAGAAAAUUGAAAACUUGGAAAAAAUUGUUAAAAGAUUAGAAUGUUGUGGAGAAAAAAAUGGAGAGAAUUCCCAAUUGGCGCUAAAAGUCAAUGUGGCUGUAGAUAUCAUAAAAAGAGAGAUUUAAAUAUUUGUAAUUCUUAGCUUCCGAAAGAAAGAAUAUUUAAUAGUAUUAUCUAUCAUGAUCUUGUUUAAUGUCAAUAUUUAAGUAAUUUACUUUUUUGCUGUUCAGGUUGCAGUACAUUAAUAUUAUAAAACUUUAUACAUGCACUAUUGUUUUUGCAGUAUGUACUAGUUUACCUUAUGAAAUA
Molecule: messenger RNA, 1539 nt
Organism: Uloborus diversus
Lineage: Eukaryota; Metazoa; Arthropoda; Arachnida; Araneae; Uloboridae
Exons: 7
Coding region: 198-1355 (385 amino acids)
Source: RefSeq, a predicted model, not a curated record